CCUGGGUUCUCACUCCCUCCCCUGUCCCUCCCCUAGGAAUCUACAUCCUAGACCGACGGUUCCGGGCGCUGGAUGAUUCGUGCACCCAGCUGACGUCCUUCCUGUACAGCUUCUGUCAGCAGAGCCGGCGCCAGCGUAUCAUCCAGCGGAACCGGACUGAGCGGCUCUCCGACCUGCUGGACUGGAAGUACCUGGGCCGGUAUUAUAUGUCUGCCCGACACAUGGCGCUUGCCAAGGCCUUCCCCGACAACUUCACCUACGAGCCCCCGGAGGAGACAGCGGCUCAAGGAUUCCGCUACCCCCGCCCGGCUUCUGUGCCCCCUUCGCCCUCCAUCUCCCGCCACUCCAGCCCCCACCACAGCGAGACGGAGGAGGACGACGAGCGGUACGACGAGGAGGAGGAGGCGGAGAAGGAUCGGCGCAACAUCAAGCCCCCGGCCAUGACGGGCCCCGUCCCCGAGUGGCGCAAGCCACCGAAGAAGGGCUCCAGCGAGGCCAGCACCUCCUCCAACGCCUCCACGCCCACUAUGCCCUCCAGCCCCAGCGACCCCAGCAGCCCCAGCAGCUCCAUCAUCGAGGAGAGGAACUAGGGGAGGGGGUUCUAGACUGGUCUAGAACUAGGGAGUGCCCCCGCCUCAGGCACAACGGUUAUAAGCAAGCCCCCUGCUGUCCCCGUCCUCUGCUUCUGGCUCUCCCUCUCAAGAACCCACGCUUCCCUUUUGCUGGGUUCUAGAUUGCUGGUGCUAGGUUCUAGAUAAUUCAAAACCGGGUCUCCCCUCCUGCCCCCCCCGGUGAGAUGGGUAUGAACAUCCCCUUCUCACUCGCUGUCCUCUGCUUCUGGCUCUCCCUCUCACGAACCCACCCUUCCCUUUUGCUGGGUUCUAGAUGGCUUAUGCUAGGUUCUAGGUCAUUCAAAAGCAGGGGUGACCCCUCCAUGUGAGAUGAAUAUCUCCUUCCUCCCCUCUGCUUCUGGAUCUCCCUCGGGACCCCCAAAGUGAUGGGGUUUUUCUGUGUUCAGUGGCAUGGGGGUUCUAGAGUCCAGUCUCCAAGGUGCUCUAGGACCCUGUACACUAUAGGCUCUGGCCUGCUCCUCCAAACUGCCUAGAACGACCCCCAUGUUGUCUGCAACACUCUGGACCAUACUAGUGUUGGCAGCUGCCAAUUUUCGGGAGAGAUGGGGGGGGCUCUCAAAUGGUAUGGGCUAGGAGCGAGGUCAGCGGUGGUUUAGAGAGAGGCCUGGUCUGGAACAGGGCCUGGCUUCAGUGUGUGGGGUUGGUCUGGAUCAUUCAAUGCUGCUUCUCACUCAAGGAUGCAGGGCAGCCCUGGGUUAUCAUGUUUGGGGAGCUAGAUUGUUCUAGAAUUAUAUGUAUUAAAAUGGGGCUUGGGGAGGUAGGGUACCUAUACAUGAUUCUGGAAUGCAGCAGCGGGUGAUGCUGGGGGUUCUGGAGCAGUCGAGCAUGGGGUCUGCUACAGAUGUUGAUUGGAUUGUUCUGGAGUGAUGUGACAUAGCAGGGUGCUGGAGCUGUUUAGGAGGAGCAGUCUAGACUGACCCUGCUACCGAGGGUGGUGAAGUCUGAAGUGUUCUGGAUCCCUCUAGAACUCAGUGCAAUGAAAGGGGUGGGGCCACAUGUAGAAGUCCACAUUGUCAUGGUCUAGACCAGUCCAGAACAUUGCAUGGUCAAGAGAUGUUGAAGGAUGUUGGGUGUUCUGGAGGGGACGUCUCGAAUGGCAUCUCUAAGAAGGGGGAAGCGCUGGCGGGCACUGUGAAUGAAAGGAGAUGGGUCGGUUCCUGACUUCUGGAAUGCAGCUCUACCUAGAUCUGCAGCACUCCUGUGGUCGAGCAAGCAUCGCCUCGGAAAGAGGUGGUCUAGAUCACAUUGUAGAUCAUUCUAGAGCAUUGCGUGUAGGAUGGAACGAUGCUGCUGGGGGCAGGGUUCUAGAUCAUUCUAGUAGUGUCGGGACAUAUGCUAGAGACCCAAGUUGCCUGGCACAUGUUCUAGGUUGUUUGAACUCACUAGACACCAGCGUGGCUGAAUUGGAACGACUUGCAGGGUUUUGAUCGUUCUCGGCUUGGGAUUUGGUCGCUGGGUUCUAGAUCACCCUGUGCUCAGGCUGAGGGGGCUGCUCUAGAACAUGGCCGACAACGGGGCUGCAGGAAGGCUCCAGGAUUCUGCAUGCAGGUGCAGUCUGGUCACACCUCUACCCCAUCCCAGACCUUCAAUAACAGACCAGUCAAGAACCCGGAUGCUUGAUAUCUAGAAUGCUGCUCCUGGCUGGCCCCAUCUGCUGGGGAGCGGUGGGGAAGGGUCACAAAGCUGGACCUGCUGCUGAGAUGCAGCCACCUCUGGGGGAGGGGAAGGUGUCUAGACAGGGCUCCCCUUGCCUGCCAGUUUCCCAGCAACCCCAAGCCAAGGAAAAUCAUGUUUCAAAGCUGUUUGGGCUGCCAUCCCAUGCCUAGGCCCCCUGCUCUGUGCCUGGGCUGGGUACUGCACCCACGGGUGCCAUGGGACGUCUGUCGGGUAAGCUUUCCCCCCCCCCCCCGGCUCAUGUUUUUUAUUUAUGGCUGUUGCAGAUGUCACUUGGUUUCAUUUUUGUCUCUCCCGGGCCACAGGGAGCUGGGCCGGGCCGGGCCUAAGAAUAAACGUGAGCUCAACUUAGUGUUGGCACUGUGCGUCCUGUGGGGAGCAUCCCUCAGCCUGCUCGGGCCAUGCAGCCGCUUCUGGAGUGCAGCGUGGGGGCUGGCUAUGGGGUAGGGUGGGGGUGGAUAUAGGGGGACCCCUCACCCAGUGCUGGGAUGCGGCUGGCUCUGGGGUGGGGCAUGAGGGCUAGGUAUAGGACUCCUCACCCAAUGCUAGGAUGGGGCUGGCUAUGGAGUGGGGUGGAGGCUGGGUAUACGGAGACCCCUCACCCAGUGCUGGGAUGCGGCUGGCUCUGGGGUGGGGCACGGGGUCAUGUUUAUAAGGGGAUCCCUCACCAAGUGCUGGGAGGUGGCCCAUCUGAGUUGGGGCACAGAGGCUGGUUAUAUGAGGAUCCCGCACCUGCUGCUGGGAUGCGGCCCCACUGGAGUGGGAUUCCAGCCUUUUGUGGGAUUCAGGCUGGGGGUCAGACUGUGGGGAGCACCACUGGUGAAACAGGGUGCUCGGUCCCUCCCAGCCAAGCACCUGAGUGCCCCCCUUCCAGUGCUGCUAGGAUGCUGCUCAUAGGGUGGGGGGAGCAGGGGCAGGGACCCCCAGGACUCCACCCCAGUACAAGGGGGCAGGGACAGCAGCUGCCCCACCCAGGCAUUAAUGCCAUCAGACACCCCAUUAGCCAGCUAGGGAGUGCCAAGCUGGGGGGCAUUGAAGAUGGGAGGGGGAUGUACCCCCCCCUCGGCAGGGCUUACAGUGAUGGUGAAGGGGAUGGGGAGCCAGGACUCCUGGGUUCUGUCAUCGACUUUGCGAGGGGAGGGGUUGGAGCCAGGGGCUGGAAGCCAGGACGCCUGGGUCCUGGUCAGACACCUCACACAGCUGGAGUGCCAAUGCCAAGCCUUUAUUCAAUGCCAGUUACAGAUGUUGGAGG
Molecule: messenger RNA, 3558 nt
Organism: Gopherus evgoodei (Goodes thornscrub tortoise)
Lineage: Eukaryota; Metazoa; Chordata; Testudines; Testudinidae
Product: glycogen [starch] synthase, muscle-like
Exons: 3
Coding region: 207-590 (127 amino acids)
Biological process (GO): glycogen biosynthetic process
Cellular component (GO): cytoplasm
Molecular function (GO): alpha-1,4-glucan glucosyltransferase (UDP-glucose donor) activity
Source: RefSeq, a predicted model, not a curated record